This is a messenger RNA of Rangifer tarandus platyrhynchus (Svalbard reindeer), 615 nucleotides long. Lineage: Eukaryota; Metazoa; Chordata; Mammalia; Artiodactyla; Cervidae. The record is from the annotation of a GenBank genome assembly.
AUGGCGGCGGCGCGCCGUGUGAGGGACGCUGCCUCCCUCCUGAGUGGCACAGGUGCGCCAGCUCUGCUAGAACUCAGCCCCCUCCCGCUGCUGAGAACCAGACUUAAACCCAGUCUCCUCCUUUUGGUUCAGAUAACCCUGGGCCGGAGGCCACUUGCAGCCGAGCGGCGGCAGCCAGACGGGCCAGCGCCGGGCUCGGCGGAGCUGGGCGGCGCUGGCGGCUCGGCCCCUACCCUCCACGUCCGCCUCGGCCGUGAGGCUAGGGCGUCAGGACGAGGCGCCCCGAGACCCUUCUUGUUAGCACCUGCGUUGCCCCCUUUCCGAACUCCCCACACGGGGGGCCAGGGCCGGGCGGUCCCAUCCGGCAUCCGGCGCCGUGGAGCGCUGGGAGGGAGCGGGUGCCGCGAGGGGGGCGGCUUCCGCGGGGAUAGCGGUCCGCUCGCAGGCAGUCGGCGCGGCUGUGGAGGCGGCCACGCACAGCUCAGCCCGGAGGCUUCUCCGAGUGCGCGGUCCGACGCCGUCACGCUGCAGGCGUCCCGGGCCCCCCGAAACCCCGGCGCCUGCGGCUGCGACCAUGCUCGUGACCUCCGCUGUGAAGUCGCGGCCGCACGGUGA